Molecule: messenger RNA, 935 nt
Organism: Otolemur garnettii (small-eared galago)
Lineage: Eukaryota; Metazoa; Chordata; Mammalia; Primates; Galagidae
Gene: LTB
Product: lymphotoxin beta
Exons: 4
Coding region: 1-771 (256 amino acids)
Biological process (GO): immune response
Cellular component (GO): membrane
Molecular function (GO): tumor necrosis factor receptor binding; CD40 receptor binding
Source: RefSeq, a predicted model, not a curated record
AUGAAAGCCCCCUGCCCUGGCCCUGGUUCAGUCUCAAUGGGGGCACUGUGUCUGGAGGGCAGGGGUGGGAGGCCCCAGGGGAGAGGCUCCCUCCUGCUGGCUGUGGCAGGAGCCACUUCCCUGGUGACUCUGUUGUUGGCAGUUCCUAUCACUGUCCUGGCCGUGCUGACUUUAGUACCCCAGGAUCAGGGAGGCCCGGUAACAGAAACGGCUGACCUUGGGGCACAGGCCCAGCAAGGACAGGGAUUUCGGGAGCUGCAGGAGGAGGAGCCAGAAACAGAUCUUAGCCCCAGGCGGCCGGCUGCCCAUCUCAUAGGCGCUUGGAUGAAGGGGCAGGGGCUAGGCUGGGAGGCGACGAAAGAAGAGGCGUUUCUGAGGAGCGGGACGCAGUUCUCGGACGCUGAGGGGCUGGCGCUGCCGCAGGACGGCCUCUAUUACCUCUACUGUCACGUCGGCUACCGGGGCCGGGCGCCCCCUGCCGGGGGGGACGCCCGGGGCCGCUCGGUCACGCUGCGCAGCUCGCUGCACCGGGUGGGGGGCGCCUACGGGCCGGGCGCUCCCGAGCUGCUGCUGGAGGGCGCCGAAACCGUGACCCCGGUUUUGGACCCCGCCGGGAGGCAAGGGUACGGUCCCCUUUGGUACACCAGCGUGGGGUUCGGCGGCCUAGUGCGGCUCAGGAGGGGCGAGCGGGUGUAUGUCAACAUCAGUCGGCCCGAUAUGGUGGACUACAGGAGGGGGAAGACUUUCUUUGGGGCCGUGAUGGUGGGGUGAAGGCCGCCCGCCUCUCUGGGAAGACGAUUGCACGAUGCGAGUGUGAGAAUAUUGGGGACCCAGACACCCAGGACCCCGCGGCAGUGAGGAAAAUGUAGGAGAGUAGAAAGUGAUUUUAAGCCUGAUGAAAAUAAAAAAUGUAAAGCUUAAGGGCUGUCAAUACA